GUAACCAACAAUUAACCACAACAAGAAGAAAACAACAUAUUAUGAGUUCAGAAAAUUGUACACAAAGGAAGCAUUAUGUUCUGGUGCAUGGGGCAUGCCAUGGAGCUUGGUGUUGGUAUAAGCUCAAGCCACUCUUGGAAUCUGCAGGACACAAGGUCACAGUGCUUGAUCUUGCAGCUUCUGGCAUCAACAUGAAGAGAAUAGAAGAUGUUGUUACUUUCUCAGAGUAUUCUGAACCUUUGUUGCAGCUAUUGGCCACACUUGCCCAAAAUGAGAAGAUAGUUCUAGUUGGCCACAGCCUUGGAGGACUCAGCAUAGCACUUGCAAUGGACAAAUUCCCAGAAAAGGUAGCUGUUGCUGUUUUCUUAACAGCUGUAAUUCCAGACACUGAACACAAACCAUCCUAUGUCUUGGAAAAGGUUUGCUUCUCAUCCUAAUCUUAAUACUUAAACAUUUCGUCAGUUUUCAAAC
Messenger RNA from Cajanus cajan (pigeon pea), 471 nucleotides. Lineage: Eukaryota; Viridiplantae; Streptophyta; Magnoliopsida; Fabales; Fabaceae. The record is from RefSeq and is a predicted model, not a curated record.